Molecule: messenger RNA, 1561 nt
Organism: Cyphomyrmex costatus
Lineage: Eukaryota; Metazoa; Arthropoda; Insecta; Hymenoptera; Formicidae
Gene: mdu
Product: mitotic spindle positioning protein meduse
Exons: 6
Coding region: 456-1526 (356 amino acids)
Source: RefSeq, a predicted model, not a curated record
CAGCCUUCGAUAGAAGUAAUCAUUUUGCAAUCAUUAUUCACUGUCAUGAUGACUUUGUGUUCUGCUUGGGUAAUCUGCACUCGUAGCCAGCCCUCCCUCAAUAUUGAGUUCAAGAAGAAGCUCUAUGAAUGAGCUCGAACGACGUCAGGAAACACCUCCGGUACAAGAAUUGAACAACGGGGGACUCCGAUUGCAUCUGGAAGGCUGGAAGUAUAGCGGCCUGGUUCGCGUCGGGUGUCAUCCUCGCGACACGGAUCGACGCUCGCCGAAAAGAGAACCUUCGGGAACAAAAGCAUUACCGUGCGCAGUAUAAUAUAUAUCAUGUGCACGAGGAACCGUUCCGAAAAACCGAAAGCGACGCAACGUUGAUUCUUACCGUCGCCAGUAUACGCGGAUGACACGCGCCAUCGGCGUAAAUAUUGAAACAAGUGACGUAAUAUUAGUUGGCGCGAGGCAUGAUAAUAAGCAGGGACGUCGUCGUUGCUCGUCGGCGCACCUCGCGAUCAGAUAAAGCCGCUCGAAAUUGUUCCCCGUUUCGAGGUCGACGCACCGCUCGCGUAUCUGCCGCGGAGGAGCCCGAUAAAAGGUUCAGUCCGGAUCCGCCGUCGUUGCCGGCCUGCCGUUGCAUUCCCGAAUCCCCGCCGGCGGAAACGCACGGAAUGGAGGCGGAGCAUAGACUGGAGCAGUUAAAGAGGGCGACGGACAGAAUACAAAGGGAAAUUGAAGAAGUCACCGAGAGGGAACACGAACUGCGGAACGUGGGUAGCAUUAAAACCACAUCCCACGAGACGGUAGACUUCAAGGUGCGCCGUAUGCCACAAGCUCUGUCUUCGGGAAAACUGAAAAGAACAACGUCCACGCCGCAGAUACUGGAAGCAGUUAGCCCGACGUCGUUAUCGCCAAACUUGACGCCAAAGAUGACGAACGGCGUGAUAUCUACGCGGACUACACCGACCCCACUGCGCUUUGCGACCAUACCAAGCCAGAAGGGUUUGAUGCAUAGGUUUCUAGCUACACGGGGAAAACUCUAUAAGAACAAUUCGCCGAACGACGACAGUUUGAAUUCUCCUAUAACGCCCGUUAUCACGCUCAAUCCCCUAAGUAUUAAAGCUUUUAAUAGAACACUGGAAAUACCAUUGGAGCCGGACGACACCGACGGGCCACAGAAACCGUUAACGAGGAAAGGAUAUGUUCCUGUCGAGCAAAAGAUUCAAAAAGAGCUGCAUGAUAUGAAAGAGCGGGAGAACGAAUUAAGAUUGAUGAGAUCGCAAAUGUUGGCAAAGUCUCAGCCGAAUCUACUUGACAUAGGAAAUGACAACGAUUCCGAUAUUUACGAUGGCUCCAGUUCUCUUAGAAGUGGCACUUCCACUAAUACCUUGAAUGAAGAUGAAAUCGAAAGAGAACAUAAAGGAAAACACAAGCCUAAUCCACGACGUCGUAACACGCUGAUCGCGCAAUGGGAGAAUCUGAUAGCCGCCAAGAGAGAAGCUAUUGAGAAUAAUAAUGAGAAAGAUAAUUAUUUUUAAAAGUUCUACAAUUUGCGGACAACAACACCGUCUUU